CUCAGAGAUAGUCAAAUAGGAUUCCUUUGGGAAGGGACACAAAUCACUCCCAUUUUAACAAGAGGAACAACACGGGGUCUGCAGCCACAAGGGUCCUCCUCUUCUUGAUUUCCAAUUUCUUAUUCAUUUCCUUUUGACAGGGAAUACCUCUGGAAAAGGAAAACAAAGAGAGAGAAAAGGAAGAAAAAAGACUUGUCAGGGGUUGAUGCCAUUUGAUCUAGCACAAUCUGAAAGCUCUAGUUGAUCCCAUUCUCUAGUUGAUACCAGAGCUCAUAGAGCAAGUCUCUUUAAUACAGGAGGGAUAGCGCUGUCUUGCGUUUCGCUCGUUUGUCUUUUUAUCACUGUUUGAAGUGCUUUUCGUCUCUGAGACACCUGGAUUUCGAUAACUUGUCUUUGGACUCUUUUCGUCUUUUUCUCUUGGUUUGAAGUAAACAGACACACUGUCACUGGCAUCAACGCGGACCCAGCAUUAGCUCGCGCCCACGUUGUUACCCUCAUUUACCUGUGAUUAGAGAAAACGAAUUUUGGGACACUCAAACGGAGAGAGGGAGCGCGAUUUUUUCAUGUUUGGGAUUCAGGAGAGCAUCCAGAGGAGUGGGAGUAGUUUGAAAGAGGAACCCAUCGGAUCCGGGAUGAACGCAGUUCGGACAUGGAUGCAGGGAGCCGGGGUGUUGGAUGCGAACACGGCCGCUCAAAGGUAAGAAGCCGGAGACAGCAUCUUCCUCCCGGCGCGAGGACUCUACCAGCGCACGGAUGGUCCAUGGUCCACACUGUUUUGGAAGACUAUAUUUUCAAGGGACCCAUUUAUUUUUUGUCUCUACACUUGCAGUUUAGCCUACAGGCUUUGUGAUCGAAGAAAUGUUGAAGUUUUCUUCCCCCGCAGUAUCGAUGCUCCCCUCACCAUGGACGUAGAAUUGAGAGUUUAGCAUAAUGGAUGACUUCUAUACUGUACUGUUAAUUGGACAUAGUCUACAACAAUCCGUAAUGGCUUAGUUUAGUUACAGAACUGUUCAAAUAAGAGUGAUCAUAUUUAGAAUAUAAUAGGCUAACUAUAAUAUCAUGAUAAAACAAAUAUGGUAAUAAAUUGGCCAUGCAUAGCAAUAUGUGUCUUGGGCAUGAGUAGGCUAUUAAUGCAUUGCUAGAAGAUCCAAAAGCCUAGAAUAUGUAACAUGCAUAUCAACUAAACAUCAUCAUAAAAGAGCACUUCUAUAGGCUACAUACAUUUUCUAAAUUCGUCUAUUUGUUUAAAAUUAGGCCGGUAGGCCUACAGAAUAUCAAAAGGUUCGCUUCGCAGAUAUGAAAAGGACUUGUGUGUGUAAACGAGAAAUACACACGUUUAAAUAUAGGGCUAAGAAGUUUGACUCUUAAAGGUGACUAUUAUUUCCAUACGUUUAAGUCUGCUGAUGCCCUAACAUGACUACUCCUUGCAUGUCUAUCCACAGUGGAGUGGGUCUUGCCCGGGCGCACUUUGAGAAGCAACCGCCAUCAAAUCUUCGGAAAUCCAACUUCUUUCACUUCGUUUUGGCUCUAUAUGACAGACAAGGACAACCAGUGGAAAUCGAAAGGACGUCUUUCCUCGGUUUUGUCGAGAAGGAAAAGGUGAGUGAUAUUUGAAAUAUUUUAUCAGCUUCUCGAACACACUAAAUUGUAACACAUCCACAUUUUGACAAUAAUAUAGGCUUACAAUUAGCCUACAAACUAGAUGUAUCAGACGAUUCUAAUUUAAAAUUAAAAACCCAUUCAACCCAUCCAUAGACCUGUGAUUUAUUACGCGCAGCUUUAUAAGCAUUUCCACAUGUUAAUAUAUUUAUGGAGGACUAUAAUAGGCCAAUAGUAGCUUAAUAAAAGUGUAUCCAAAUAAUAAUAAUAUACCUAAUAAUACUAGCUACGAUAAUAUUAAUACUAAAAAUAAUACUAAUACAUUUGUAGAAUAAUAUUUGUCUUUUGAAGUUGAUAAGUUAUAGCCUGUAAUUGUCGUUUUAUCUAGAUGUUUACUUGUUUAAAAUAAUGUAAAGUAGCCUAUUUAAUUAAAUUAAACUCAAUGUUUUUUUCUCAUUACAAAAUAUCAAUAUUUAGUACUAUUGCUUUACAAAUAUUUUUGGCAAUGGGUUUUGUAUAUUUCAUUAAAUAAUAAUAAGGCUCAAAUAAAUAAAACCACUUGUUACAUAAAUUAUCCAUGUAAUUUCCAAUAAACCUUCCAUGUAUAGUAGCACUAGGCCUACAUUAAGUAAUUACUGCAAUAUCUUUAUGAGAUUUUGCCCCCUUUCAGCCAUGAAAACAGAGGCUAAUUUAUAUACAGUUUUAUAUACAGUUCAAUUAAGUAAUUGUUGAAUCAUUAAAAAUGUAUGUGUAGAAUAAUUAUUUCACAUUUCGCCAAUCCAACAAUUUGUCGAGUUAUAUUCAAUGUACUAGCCUAUUUCUGAUAGCGCACUCUAAUUCCAACACAAGCGCACCAAUGUCCAUCUUUUCGGAUCUGAAUCAAAUGAGUUGAAUCACAUUAAAUCUGUUCAUUUACAGGAAUCCACUGGAGAAAAGACCAACAAUGGUAUACACUACAGACUGCAACUUCUCUACAGCAAUGGUAAGUGUAAAACAUUGGUCAACUCUCCUCUAGGCAAUGUUACGCUUAUGUUCUGAGUCGCAGGAAGCGGACACACAGGCUACCACAAACACGAUUUGCAUUACAUUCUACAGAAAUAACAACACCAGGUGCAAUUUAGUGUAACCUUUUCACUGAGGUCAUAUUUGCGUUUAUUUGAGAUCAAGUCAUGCACUUUAGCAGGCUAAUCAAAAGUUUAAUUUGGGAUAUUUUUUUUAUCAUCAGUAUAUUGGCUGCUCCUAUAGAAAUAGGUAGCCUACACUGUCAGUGAAAGAAAGUAAAACAUUUUAUAUAAUAAUAAUAGCCUGGUGAAGGAGUAGCAUAAUUAAACUUUAUGGCUUUCUGAAUUUAAUGUCCUGAAUUGUCUUUUCAUAACAAUUAUCAUAGCUAAAUAUUUCCGGAAAUAAGCAGUCUUGCGCUUGUUAUUUCUUAUACCUGCGAGCAUGUAGCCAAUAGUAUACGUUGUCCAUAAUGGCCCUGCUUGAUAAGUUAAUCUUUUGGCUGCGUUAGCAGCUAUUCGUCUCACAGCAAAAAAGCGAACCGUUUUUAGGUCGCUGUCGAGCUAUUGUGUUUCUAUGUAUGCAAUGUGUUAUUGGUUUUAUGGGCUAUGCUGUUUACCUCAUCAGCUUCAAAUGGUCGCGUUCUCAUCGUUGCCAUCACAUUGCGAGGUUUAACAGUGUUUCGAGCAAAAUCUUGAAUCUUUUAUUGUAGCCUAUUCGAUUCACUGAUGAAACAAGAUAAAAUAUAUUGUGGCAUUAUUUAUGCUUAUUCAGUUGUCACUGUUGGCUUGGAAAUAGGCUAUAGGCCUAUUUUUGUAAAUUUGUUAUAUUUAUUUGCCAAAAGUUUUUUUUUUGGGAACAACUAUUGCAUAAUCCAUCGAAAAAAAUUGUGCCAAUACAAUUGACUGAAAUAUAUUUUUGAUAAGUUUGGAGACUGAAGUUCAGUAAUUUAUUUUGUUUUAAUCACACCUUUGGUGACACAUACCUUUAUUGACAAAAGUGAAUUGCUUAGAUUAAGAAUACAGAUUGUACAUUUAAAACAUUACAAAAUAAAUGUAAUUAGCAUAAAGAGUAACCUUAACAUUUUCAAUGAGGUCGACUUUUUUGCUUCAAUGUAUAGUUUGCCACUUACAAUAGUAAUUGUCAGCAUCUCUGUAUUGUUUGUGUGUGUGACAGUGUGUCUCAGGCCAGGGUACCUAAUUCUAUUGAAACCGUUUUCACUCAUGUCUUUUGUCCUGUACCUCUCUCCGUCUGUUAGGCAUCAGGACAGAGCAGGACUUUUAUGUACGACUCAUCGACUCCAUGACUAAACAGGUAAGGUUUCAUCUCCUUAUCCCUCUGCCUAAAAAUGAACAAUAAAAGAAGCGUUUAAGAAGUGAAGGGAGGAGAAACAUUACGUUUCGCUAUGCGGACCUGGUGCAGGAGGCAGAAGGCAUCAGGCCAUGGAAGACUGUGUGUACACGCAGCCCUCGGGGCCUGUGUCACAUUUGGACAGGUCCCCCCUCACUUGGUAGCACUGACAGCCCAGAGUGUCUUCUUGUAUUACGCCCCUGACAAUGAGGUGGGGACCCAUUGAAGUAUCUUUGCUGAGCCACUCUGCUCUAACUGUAAUACUCAAGCUGCUGAUUUGGGUGGGGAUGGGGGGGGGGGGGGGGGGGGGUUACCUGGGUUAUUAUUCACAUUUUAGUUCAUAAGAAUGUAGAGUUAUUUAAUUGACAUUCAAUUGCAGGAGUUUAUUAUUUGGAAAGCGUAACUAUUAUUUUGAAUGACAUUUUUGAGACAGACAUUGUAUUCUGACACCCGCAAGAAAGUUACAAUUUCGUACACUGAAUUAUAAUGUUCAGAGAUAUUAUUUACAGGUAGACCUUCAGCCAGAUGUGUUUGUACCGUUUCUGUUUUCUCUCCUGGAUUGUACUCCUAUGGAUAGUGUGACAGGUUUGGUAAUUGGCUAGUGUGCUCGUUAGCGGGCUCAGGGUAAUGGCAGGCUGCUGAGAGGAGAAACAGACCCAUUUACGCUCUUUUAAUGUUCACUAACGUGCCAGUGCCCACUGGGCACACACUGCUUGAAUCAACGUUGUUUCCACGUAAUUUCAAUGAAAUUACGUGGAACCAACGUGGAAUAGACGUUGAAUUGACGUCUGUGCCCAGUGGGUGGGCUCUGAUGGUGUCACACUCUGCAUGGGCACCAUAGCCAAUCAAAUGGCAUUAAACCCCAGUAGUACUCUGACAGUGUCUGGCAGUCUUGUUGUUUCUUAAUAAACUGUUUGACCUGAUCUCAUGUGGGGAGAGAGAGGCAGAGGGUUGCUGUUGGUUGAGAGGACUCGCACAUUUUUUUUAUUUCUGUCCACACUUAGAAUUCCUUUUGUUCUUUUUGUUUACCUCUGUCGAGGAGACGAAUUGAGAGUUUUAGGAAUAAACUCACAGAAAUUGGUUGAGCUGCUGUUGAUGGAAGACCAAAACUAUUUGAAAUAAGAACCUGAUUAUUUUGUGUUCAUAUUAUCAGUGUAGCAGCUUCUCUAAUUUCUAUGUCAUAUUUCUGUGUUAUUGAGUGAUUGCUAGAUUUAUGACUAGUAUGGUGAGGCACAUUACAUGGUGCACAUGUGUCUUUGAUGCCUUGAGAUGAGUCAGAUGACUUAAGGAUCAGGUUUGUUUUAGCUCUGGGCGUCUCUUGAGUUUUCUGUCAGGAAUGUGAGUAGAGCCGGAGCACAGGUCUCAGAGCUGUCGCUAGGGCCUCACAGCUAGUAGCUACCAGAGGUGGAGCCGCUAAUGCUGGAGAGUCGGGAGAUAUAGUAUGGAAGCUGGAUAAUAAGGAAAACUCUGUGCUGUAGUUGUAGCCUAUAUCUAGGGCCAGGAGUUUUUCCUGGCUGUGUCAUCUGAUCAGGAAAAAUUGUAGCUCAAAUAAUAAGGUUUAACAGAGAGCCUGUUGUAGCCAGUGCGAUGAUGACAUGGGGGUGGUGGGAAAGGAACACUAACUAACAGGUGGUCCAGCCAAAACAUUGUUGCGGUUGACUGGGUUAAGGGAUAAGGUCACCAUGAUCAGAUCCAUAGCCCCAUGCACUUCCUCUUCAGUGAGUCUGUCUGUCUGUCUGUCUGUCUGUCUGUCUGUCUGUCUGUCUGUCUGUCUGUCUGUCUGUCUGUCUGUCUGUCUGUCUGUCUGUCUGUCUGUCUGUCUGCCUGUCUGCCUGUCUGUCUGUCACAGCUGUGAGUCCCAGUGUCGGAUCACAGUGCUGCCUGCAUGCUGCUGUUCUAGCCCCCAUGGAAAUAAAGGGUAAUCACGCUAAUCCUAUAAACCUAACCACAGUGUUUAAGAGUCACUGUGCUGUUGUUUCUGUGACCACCACCGCUGCACUGCGCUGCGGCUCUGAUGUAACAACCGCUAAUGUGACACUGUGGCUUUAUAUCCUAUUAGAGAACAUCUAACAGGGAAAAUUGAGAAGUAUUUUAUGGUGUGUGGAUAACUACCAUGCAUUGAAAUCACAUUUAGUUAGUGCAUUCAUUUUCAUCUCAACCAUAACAUUGCAGUUAUUAACAUAGCAAUUAUUGUUAUAAACAACUAUAAAAUCAGCACUACUAUCACACAGAAUUAAUAGAGAAAACAUGUGAGAUAGAGUAAAAGGGUGAGAAUGAGGUAGAGGGAGAGAGAUAGAGAGAUAGAGAGAGAGAUAGGGAGAUACUGUAGAUAGACAGAGGGAGAGGUAGAAGCCCCGGGGUGUCAGUCAGACAGCUGUAUCUGUGAUCACCGUCUCCACCUCUGACAGAUCUGAUUAAGACAGCGCCCAGGCAGGAGGGCCUCUCCUUCCCCCCCCCCCCCUCUCUCUCUCCCCCCUAUCCUGAGUUUUGGCGCCAGAACAGCUGAGCCGGGGGUGGGGUGGAGUAGUUGCUAGUUUGAGGGGGGAACAAAGAAGGAGACAGGCAGGCUGAUCGCGGCACCUCUUUAAAAGUAGCUGUGGCAGCGGCCCGGGAAGAAAGGCUGCCAUGCUCCUGAUGGCACGCUAACAGAUGAUGCUAACAGAGUGGGAAGUGUGUUUCCACAUAUUUAUAGCAACUUGUUUACACGCCUUCAAUUUCAGCCCGUCACAUCAAAGCCAAUGAGGAAAACAGCAAAUGAAAAAUGAAAAGUGUGCGGCGUGAGAUGAAAUAUGUAUUAAAAGGCACAUGAACGCUAUAUGCCUUUUAAUGCACCCAGUACAUCACUGUGUUCUUAGGACAGGAUGGGUCGGAAUGUCAUGUGUGCUACAUAGAUGGUGGCAGGGAGGGGAGCAUAUUAUGUUUUUAUGGACUGUUGACUUCAAAGAUAGAAAGACAUGGUUGAACCACACCUACAGUAAAAUGCCAUGAGUAGGCUUACUUAAUUUGUUAAAAUCCAUGAUACGAACUGCAGUUGUUCUCCAUUUGCAGCCAGAUUUUGUCCUUAUUAGAAUUGUGGAUGUAUCAGAAGCUUUAGACACCAAACACUUUAAUGAUACUAACAAUAAACCAGACAAAGGGCUAUUCAUCUCUUCUAUGAGACAUUUCCUGCUGUUGGGAGGGUGUCCGAUAGCGUUGGAUAUUCAGCCUUGUUCAGGAUUAGAUUGUGGUAGUAGUGACUAGUGGGGUUGAGGCCCAGGACUGGAGGUCUGGAUUGUAUGGGGCUGGUCGCCUGGACACCGUCCCUCAGCACCCUCUCUUGGUGGGGGUAAGUAGAGGUCUCACUUAGCAACUCCUGUUUUUAAAACCUGACUGAAAGACGAGCAAAAAAUGCCACUGUGUUAUUUAUAUUUUCUGCUUAUGAGUUUGCAUCCUCUCCACUGCUGCUGCUGCUGCUCUGUGUAGUUCCUGUUUUUGCAUCCAUGUUUUUCAGCACUAAUAAUUUUGCAUUUAGACAUAUUUACUGAACAUGGUGAAAAACAAACUCACAGAGUGAGUGGGUUUCAUCCAAAUGUCAUGAUUUUGACCAGCUCUCGGUUUCACCCAACAAAGGACUUGGGAUCUUCAAUCUUCAUUUUUAUUUUCAGAAUAACAUAUACAUAUAUAUCUCUGUAUAUUUCUAAGAGUUCAUCCGUCAUGAUAUAGGUAAUGUUAUUCUACUAGAGGACAGGGCAUUGCACAAGGCCUAGUUGUGCUCAGUAAAGAUAGAUAUAACCUGGAAGUUGGGAGCAGUGGACUCCUAGCCUGGAGACAUUGAUGCAUGCAGUACUGUUUUAGAAGACCUUGGCACUUAUUCUCUCAAAGUGAAACCAAAGGAACAAGUCAUUUUCAUAGUCACCCUGACUGCCGAGUAGCUGUGUGGAGCAGGCUCGUUUUUCACUAGUAGUUAUGAAGGAACGGAUCAUUUUAACACCAUAUCAAAAAUUUGCUCAAGAUCACCACUAUGGCUUUGGUUGACUCCUUAAAACAAUCCCAACAUGCUUUGUGCCAACACAUAAGGCUGCUGAUGGGAGUGUUCUGUGUCUGCCGUGCCGAUUCCAUGCUGCGACUGUUUUUCCGUAAAUGAGAGUUUUGCCAGUGCUGGGACAUGUUGAUUGGUAAUGGAAGGGUGAAAAAAAAGCUGAGACAUUUUGGAAGAGGUGGAGGUUGGGCCAGAUGGUGCGCCUCCAGUCUGGCAUCCCAACUGCUCGCCCACACCCACACCUCCCCUUCCUACCCCGUUCCCCUGCCUCCAUCUUACCGCCCUGACGCCACCGUCACCGCCGGGCGCAUGGAUCUUUACACACUAGAGUAGGUAGAAUGAGAACCAUUACACUCCUACAAGACAGACAGUUGCAGAAAUACGUGAGCAGCUACCAUCCUCUUCACAUUUAACAACAGAGAGAUUGGGAAGCAAAGCCAGUAGAGAGACACCCAGCCGGCGCUUUCAGUAUCUGUUCGGUGCUUUGCACGAUGAGUCAUGAAUAUCUAAGCCCUGAGAGAAUGAGAGAAGAGAAGGGUGGGGAGGCAACAAUGUUCAGGAAAAUAACACAACAUUCCCGGUUCCCACUGCACUCAUAAAGCACCAAGCGUCUCAGCCCAUUUUCCAUAAAACAUUGCCAGGAUUCUGUGUAGCAUAUUCAAAAUGACGUCUUAUGGAUCCAUGUGUCUGUGUGGUUUAAAAGAGUCACAAUGUGAGCACAAAGGUUUUGUGUGUGUGUGUGUGUUCUGUGUUCAGGGUGAGAGGUCGUAGGCCCUUCCCUGGGUAUAGUACCUGCAGCAGGCCCCUGCAGUGACAGUGACUGGGUCAACCUGUGCUGCUCAGCAUGGCUCAGAGCCCCCUCUCCAGGCAACAGCCAUUCUCACUGUUACCCUCCUGUGAAACACGCUCUCUUCUCGGCUCCUCUCGGCUCUCUUCACGUAAUGUCCCGCUCUGCAGCUCUGUGGGUAGCCAGGACCCUGGACGGCCUCUUCCCUCCCUCCCUCCCUCCCUCCCCCCUCCCUCCCGGACAGAAAUAUUGGACGGGUCCCGCAGAUUUCCCACGACACACGCUGCUAUUCAUUAAACAUCCCCCGGCCAGAGGCAGUAAAUGCUACAUUAAGCUCUUAGGGCCGCACUGUGUUUGUGUGCUUCCCAAGUGGAAUCUGCUCUUUUAAAUUCCAGGCCAAACGGGAGGGAGGGAGAGGGUGUUGGUAGUGGUGGUGUGGAGGGGGGCUAGGGGUGUGAUGGCUUUUGGGUGGUAAAAGGAGAUUAUGCAUUCUAACAAUAAAAUGGUAGUCCUUUAAAUUUGUGGACUGUUUAUAAUCUGUAUGGAGUAUAUGGGUAGUACCAUAGCUUAAAGUAACUAUCCAGUGUUUCCAGAUUUCUAUGAAAUAGGACCUAUAAUCAAUUAAAAUAUGAGUGAAAUUGUUUUCCUUCCAAAAAAUUGUUAUUAAGUAUGUUAAAAAGCAGCUUUUCUGUAUUGGAAUGGUGUGGGCGUAACCCAACAAUAGAAUGGUGUGGGCGUAUACCGGUCAUUAAAAAUAUUCAUGCGAGUAGACCGCUGAUUAGCCAGCUAAUCCUCUAUGAGGAAAUAACAAGCAUAUUUUGACAUUGAGGUGGUGGGUUUAAAAAAUAUAAAUGUAGUAUAGAAGGAGUCAACAACAUUAUUUGAGUAUGAGUUAACAGAAUAUGAACUUUUAGAAGUGAGAUUUUCACUGGACAGUUACUUUAAGGAUAAUGUCCAUCAGUGUAGUGUGCUGUGUUGCAUCCAAAUCUAAAGGCCACAUUUGUGUCCUAUGGACCCUGGCCAAAAGCUGUGCACUAUAUAGGGAAUUGGGUGCCUUUUGGGACAUAGCCCAUGUUAUAGAGAGACAGGAAGUCAUAUUUCCAUCAGCACACACAGCCCUGUUUGGCUGGACCACAGCACGCUGUAAAAUGCCCCGGCCUUUCCAGAGAAUAUUUACUUGGUUAUUACAAAAUUUGGUGAUAUGUUGUCACACAAGGAGAAGCCCAAAUCAGGCAACAUGCUGAUGUGAAAUCUUUGGACCAGAAACAGAACAGAUCAGGCUAAAAGUAGAAGUUGCAUGGGUUAAGUCCACCAUACGUUCAUCUGGGUAGCUUCCCGUGAUUUCCUUUUCUUAGCAUGCAGAAAGUGAUGUUGGAAAAAUGCUCCAUUCUAAUAUGUCCAAUGAGUGACAAAGUCAAGUGAGAGGCAGGUCCUAUAAUGUUUCAAUAGAGACUGCUGUGCAGUGUGUGGAGAGAGAUGUGACCAGAUGUGAGCCAGACCACAGUAGGAACUCUCUCUCUCCAGGGCAGAUCUAGUUGACCUGCUCCACUAACAUGCCUCUGUGAGCACCAUAACCCAACCUCGCUACGAAAACAAAUCCUCAACCUGUUUCUAAUAUAAUAUUUUUUUAUCAUUUUUCCCCUCGCAGGCCAUUAUUUAUGAAGGUCAAGACAAGAACCCUGAGAUGUGCCGAGUGUUACUGACACACGAGAUCAUGUGCAGGUAAGAAGAGAAAGCUCGGGAACUCUGCUUCUCCCCAAGUCUGACACUACGCUACGCUACGCUACACUAUGCUACACUACGCUACGCUACACUACGCUACACUACUCAACCAUGUAUAGGACAUUACAGUGAUGGCAAUGCCUCACCAUGCAUUGUCUAUGGCAGUUCUCAUAUAGGCUCAACCUUACUGCAGCUAAGCAGGUCACCCCUAUACCUCCCUGCAGAAGAAGAAACAGGAAAAGUAGAGGAAGAUGAGUUUUGCUAUCAAACGUUGUACCUUUAAUUAAAAUCAAAAGAUGAAUUUGCUUGGAACUGGGUUGUGAGGAUAGACUCUUCUCUCUCCCCCUAAAAAUACCUCUCUGAUGCCUGCUUAAUUAGGACAUGCAUAAACUCAUUACUCAAUUUGAAUUCUCCUGUUGUUCAGCUGCUAACAAAUGGGCCUUCCCUUGCAUUGUGACUAUGAAAUAUAUGCAUGGACUUAUGUACACACACGUACGCACAUACACACACACACACACACACACACACACACACACACACACACACACACACACACACACACACACACACACACACACACACACACACACACACACACACACACACACACACACACACAAUCAAAGACGCAUACUCCUCUUUUGUACUCAUAUUUAGAACAUUAAUUAAGUUAUUUUCUGACCUUUCCUCAGAACCACUUUUUUUUUGCUGGUAGAGCAUGGCGAUUGUAACGCCAAGGUAGUGGGUUCGAUCCCCGGGACCACCCAUACACAAAAAAAAUUUAUGCACGCAUGACUGUAAGUCGCUUUGGAUAAAAACGUCUGCUAAAUGGCAUAUUAUUAUAUUAUAUUAUAUUAUUAUGAUUAACAGUAUCAUUAGAAAUUGACAAUUAUUACACAAUUAACUUUUUAGUACGGGGUUUACAGCCAAAAUUUUACCCAUCAUUCUAUGCAACCACCACAGUCGUACAGUGUAGCCAUUUCCCAUCUACAGCCCUCAAAUUCAACUCUGGACCCCGAAGCCAGUUCCACUGUUUUUUUUUACAUUCUUCCCCUCUAAUCAGGGACACCAGGUAGGUGCAAUUAAUUUUCAGGUGGAACAGAAAACCAGCAGGCUCCGGACCUCGUAGGGUAAGAGUUGAAUAGUCAUGCUCUACAGUGUUUGGUUAAGGCAUUGUAUAGGAUCUGAGAGAGUGCGAGACAUCAGUAGAGAGGCCCAGUGUGAGGAACCUAACCAUGGAGACAGUGAUGUAUCAGACAGUGAUUUUUGGGGUGCCAGUCCCACCGGCCCUGCACCCCUCCCCAGUCCCAGUCUCAGGGAUGGAGACGUGCUGAUUCUGCACUGGGCGUUCAAACACAGUCUCAAUUAUAAGCAGAAAAUGUGUCUGCUCACCAUUAAUCAGUACUGCUAAUUGCCGUGCACCACCAUUAGCCAUAUGGUGCCAAGCCAGCUUGCAACCGUGGGACAUAAGUGCUUAGACCUUUCAUUUUACAAACUCAAGUAACGGGCUACAAUGAGCUUUCCAACGCUUUCACAAAGGAGGAACAUAUUUAAGGUCAUAUUACAUUUUACGUGGACCAACAAAAAAGUCAUUUUCAAAUGAUGAGAUCCACUAAUUAAACAAAUUGGGAUUUAGUGUUUUGGUUUUAGGCAAGAGCCGGUGAGCUGAAAUAAUAUGUCAUGGUUUUGAGUAAAUUAAAAAUAAACAAGGGUUAAAGGGCCUGGUAUGGUAGCGUUGUCCUCACAGGAACAGACAUCACUACAUCCUGUUAAUUACAUGAGGCGAUAUAGAUUUAAUUUCUUAAAAAGCUGCGGCAGGAAGGAAACGUUGAGAUUAAAGAUGUGAUUUCCUUUGGAUGUCCUGCGGGAACGAAUGGAAGGUAACAGGAAAAGAAAAUAUCCCCUCAACAAAGCUGGUGGAGGCAUGUACUAAUUAGCAUAAUUUUGGUUGGAGGAAGGGGAGGGGGGGUGGGGUGGGUGACAGUGAGUGUGUGUGUGUGGGGGGGGGGGGGGGGGGGGGGGGUAGUAGAAAAAAAAUCUGGUCUCCCAUGGGUGCUGCCUGAUGAUUGGAUUGCAGGGAAGCCACGAAUCAGUGCUCUAGUCCUCACUCUAUUCUGAUCCAAUGUGACCCAGUUCAGAGAGUCGCACAGAAAUGAGAGCAAGGGAGAGACAGAGGAGGGAGGCCAAAGAAAGAACGAGAUGUUUCAAAGACCUGGGACGUCCUUCCUGAAAUCCUUUGGCUGACUCCCAUUUGUUCUCACUACACCAGCAAUGUAUUUUCACAUAUAGUUCUACCCACAGCCCUUACAGUCAGUCACAAUGUACUCCUGCUCUCUACAGAGACUGUUCUGCACCCAGCAGGCCUGUCUUUCUGUUGUGCACUGCACACUCCACAUGGGAUUCAGUCAGCUACGCUGCUUUCCACUCCUGCAUUACAAUAUCUCUGAGGCAUGAGAGCCACAAUAUGAAUGAUUAAUGGAGCUGAUCGAUCAGUCCUGCCAAAUGGAUGUGGCAGAAGGCUGAGAGAGGAGAAGGAGGGAGGGAGGAAUAGAGAGGGGGAUGAAGUAACAGAGAGAGGAUGGAGGGAUGGAUGGAUGGGGGGGGGGGGGGGGUUGACCCAGUGCAGAGAGCAGCCCUGUAGAAGGGAGACAAUGCCUUGGGUUUUAUGUGACAGGCCUGUCCCCAGCCCCAUUCAACACCCCACUGCCAUCUGUGCACUGGAAACAUGAGCUGGGGGUCUCUCCAAGCUGCUCCACUUCCCCCGCAGCCUCCCUCCCUCCAGCACCCUACCACCGCACCCCUACCCCCUCGAACCCAUCCCAGCACAGCCACCCUCCAGCCCCCCAUGAUGCUCACCUUUGUCAGAGUGAGGCAGGGGAGGAGGUGUCAGGUUAGCAGUGAACAGAGAGUGUUUGACCCAGGAGGGUGAAGGGAGAGAGAGGGAGGGGGGUGAUUACCCGCUACCUGCCUCAGGUGAUACUAGGGGUGCUCUCAUCGCACCCCCCCCCCCCCCCCCCCCCCCCCCCCCACACUCCUCUCCCCUAGCACACCUGUCAUCCCCUAACCAAGCUGGCCCUUGAAUGGCCUGUCUUUGUGGGCUGCUGUAAUCAAGCCAUAUGUAGAGAUAAAUAAUGUACCCAGACACACAGAGGCAGUCUGUUCUACAGGUGACAAAGGGCUGGGUGGGCUGGGCAGUGCUUAGUUCAGGCCUCAGAACAGGACCAGGCUGUUGGGUAAUUGGUACCUUCCCCUUUAUCCUGUGGAGGUCAGGGCCUGGGCCUGGCUGAAGCAGCUCUCCCUGAAACAUGGCUCUGUUUUUCUUUCUCUCUCUAACCCCCCUCCUUCUCUCCCUUUGUGCCCCUCAGCCGCUGCUGUGACAAGAAGAGCUGUGGCAACCGCAACGAGACCCCGUCUGACCCAGUCAUCAUCGACAGGUACCGUAACACAGUCCUCCACUGGCUCUGCUAUUCAUACUGGGUCCGUGUGUAUGUGCGUGUGUGUGCGUGUGUGUGUGUGUGUGUGUGUGUGUGUAUGAGUGUGUAUGUGUGUGUUUGUGUGGACGUGUGUGUUUGUGUUUGUGUGUGUGUACGUGUGUGUUUGUGUGUGUGUGUUUAUGUGUGUGCAUACAUCUUUGAGGCUGCUGAUGCCAUGAGGGAAAGUAUGAGCGGGGAGCACAAUCAGCACAAUCUAUGUAUCUGGUUUGGUUUGGCCAGAGUGUAUCUUCUGGUUCUCUCUGUAACGUUUACAGUGAGCACUACAGUGUGUGUGUGAGUGUAGUGUGCUGUACGUGGAGCGGUGUGUACAGUGUGUGCUCCUCUGCAGCCAGGGAGGGAGGACGAGGGAGGCAGAACGAGGAAUCUGUCCACUCCUUUCCUCUCCGCUCCCCUUAAUAAAACCCACAUGGAUAAUGGACUGUGAGACAAUAGCUGCCAAAGUGCUUGGAGCCCACCCUCCUCCUCUUCCUCUCUCCCUCCAUCAUUCCUCCAGGGCACCCAAACACAGGUCUUCUCUCUUACACAGUACAUUUGUCUCUCUCAGCUAGACAGGAGCCAUUAGACCUCAUCCUCCCAUAUAGGCUUACUGUACUAAUUGUUUGUAAUAUUACCAGUCGUGCUCAUAGCGCUGUUAGUCCCAGAGUAUUGGAGUUUUGGUUGUUAUGUUGUUUAUGUUAUGACGUCUGUCUAACACAAUAGCCCUGGUUAACUUGGCUCUGUUGAUGGGAUCUCCACAAUGCCUGUAUCUCAGCGGCUGUAUGAGCUAAUGCUAAUGUAUAAUUUAUAACCAUGGAAGAAAGCUUUUGAUUUAAACCACACAGAGCUGCAUUGGUUCAUACCAGAGUUAUUGUUCAGUGCGACGAGGCAGAUCUGAUUUGUCACUUUUGUCAAAUGGACGCCGGGGCUCAUUUGUGAAGAUUAAACCCUACUGAAGCACAGGAUGUGUGUGUGUGGGUGAGGAAUGUAUGUACAGUAUGUAUGUGUGUGUAUGGUAGUGGAUACAUGUCUGUGUAUUACCCCCUUUGAGACUGCUUAUGCCAUGAGGGCAAAAUGUUGGUUAUUUUUUCGGUUUUUAAACAACUAAUUGACCAAUGUCAGUUCAAUUAUUUGAAUUCCAUUUAGUUCUGUUUUUUUCUGUGAGCUUAGCUUGAGAUAAAUCAGAUCCAGCCUGAACUAUGAGAUGUAGUAGGGGGUUGUAGUUUCCAACAGGCCAAUAUUUUACAUAGUUUAGCACAUAAAACCUAUUAAUGAACUACAAUGACAAUAAUCAUACUUAUCCGGUCUGUGUUUCUUUUACGGCUGCUGCUACUUUAGGUUAGUGUGGAGAGGGAGACAAGAAUGCGUGAUUGUCAGGGGCUAUAGAAAGCAGUUGUUGCUUCGCAAGGUAUCUCUACCUGAAAACACAUGAUCUAAGUGAUUGAUAGUUGGUAUUCAGCAGUCAUAAAAGUAUCCCUAAUAUACUUUGAAGAACUACUAAAAUAGUGAUUUUGUCAGAGAGCAUAGGCAGCAGCUCUAUAGAGAUGAGAUGAUGACAAGGAAUGAAAUAAUAGUCAUCAAAUAAAACAAAUGUAAUAUAUACAAUAACUGAAAUAUUUUAUUAAAGUAAAUUAAUGUGAAUAAAUGAUGGUUAAUAAGUGAUAAGCAGUAAUGGGCAGUCACUACCAUCAUGGGACUUUUAUUAAUUGUUUUAUUCUGUGUUACAGCAUUCAACCCAAAUAAUUAUUUUUGAAUAAUCGAACCAAAACCGAACCAACACACACACACUAACACAAACACACACACACACACACAAACACAAACACACACACACACACGCACACACAUACACACACACACACUCACACACACACACUUCUUGUAAAGGGGGAUGGCAGUAGUGUGUAUGCUGUGGUAAUGUAGUCACUGACCUGCGCUACAGGAAGGACACAGAUGCACAUCAGCUGUGGCGCAUGCAGUUCUCUCAGUGCCAGGAGAGGAGAGAAGCGGGCCCCAUACCUGGCACACGUGUUCUGCCCCCUCCCCUCCUCUUACCCUCACUGCCCAACAUUCCGCUUCGCUGGGCCAGAAAGGGUCAGCGCUCCUGGGGGGCAGCUGGAACCACCCCCCACCCCCACCCUGCCCCCCUGCUCCCCUCUCUACCAUCACACACCUUCAGACUUCAGUGAACAAACAGGGCUCAGAUGA
Messenger RNA from Coregonus sp. 'balchen', 16153 nucleotides. The record is from the annotation of a GenBank genome assembly. NCBI's taxonomy places the organism in Eukaryota, Metazoa, Chordata, Actinopteri, Salmoniformes, Salmonidae.